This is a messenger RNA of Heterotrigona itama, 2232 nucleotides long. Lineage: Eukaryota; Metazoa; Arthropoda; Insecta; Hymenoptera; Apidae. The record is from the annotation of a GenBank genome assembly.
AUGAAGCGUUUACUGAUUAAACGAAUUUUUCCUUAUAAGGUAAGAUGAAUAGCUACAAAUGAAAUGAAGAGGAACUCUGUGGUGUAUAGGUUAUACCGAUUGAUAGCCGGGAACUGGUAUUCCAUUAAGUUAUGUUCUUAUGACAUGAACUUAUCGAGAAUGUCGAUCAUUUCAAUCGAUUAUUUAAUUUACAUUUAACAUCUUUUGACUUUCAGAAAAUAAAAAUUUUUAUGUUAUAAAAGCAAUUAAUAUAAAAUUUAUAUUAAAUAAAGUAUGCAUGUGAUUUCCAUUUCUUUUUUUUAACGAAUAUCAUUAACGGAUUUAUUUACUGUUAAGCAUUGUGUUAAAAGAGGAAACUUUUUAUUUCGAAUAAUUUUAAAUUGUUAUUGUAUAAUUCUUAACAGUUAUUCAUAUACUACAUGAUGAAACGUUCUUCCCUUAAUAUCUUCGUACGUAUCGAUAAUAGUAUAAAUCAUUGUUCUAUAAAUAUAUAUAACAAGAUACUAAUAAAUACGAUGUUUGGAAGAUGUAAUAAUAUUGAUGUUUUCUUAGAGAAAGGAAUAUAUACAGAUUUGACAUCUUCUCAACAACAAUUCGGAGCCUCUGAUUUCGCGCCAUAUGAUUUCAAACGUUCGAGACUUGCAGAGAACUUCAAACAGUAUUGCAGUAUAUCCCCCCACACUUCCGCAGAAAAACGCUACAUCGUGCCUGCAUUGAAAGGUGCAGUGAAAGAAACAGAAGGGUUAAUUGUGUGUCAGUUUGUACCUAAUUUUCCGAGACAUGUAACGAAUAAUAGUGACGAGGUUACAAUGCAAGACGAUAUUUUCCCGGCUGCAGAGAAAAUCCUAUCCGACAUCGAAAAUGUGGUGAAGAAGAAUCCGUCACUGAAAAGUUUCGAAAUAAUCCCCGCGGAAGACAAUGAGAACAAAUCACCUGUAUUCCAUCAGGAGGACUGCCUUGGGUUGGCGUCGUGGUGCGUGCAACCGCUAUACUGCUACGCUUACCGCCGACUCUUCGAACUUCGACAAAAUAAACACAGGCGCGAGGAGCCAAGCACAAUAGCAAGAUGGUUGUUGGGCGCGUUGUUAUUGAAUCCGGAUGUUACAACAUUUUGGAACAUGCGACGAGAGCUGGUAAGGAGUCACAAAUUGGAAGCAUCCGAGGAAUUCUUUUUCUCACGAUUGGUGCUCUACCAUAAGCCGAAAUGUUUCGAGGCGUUCGCCUAUCGACGGUGGUUACUGUCGUACAUAUUGAACAGUAAGGACGGACAUUACGAUCCAGAAUCUGUGGAAUCGCCACUCUGUAGGGAAUUGGAUAUAGCGACUACGUGCGCGGACAGAUACGCGAGCAACUAUCACGCCUGGAGUCACAGGCGUCAUGUAAUUACUCUUCGCGAAUCGCGUGGAUUUGCUUACCCAACGUUGGAAACAGAAUGGAAGAACUCACUGGCCUGGUGUCAACGACACGUGUCGGAUUACAGUGGGCUUUCCUAUCGACAGUUCCUGCUGAAUAAGUACAUGUUUGAGUUGAAGGAACUACCGAGGGAAUCGUUUAUAAAGUGGCCGGACGUCGGGGAGCAAUGGAAAGAGGAACUAUUUGCUUACAUUAAAUCGAACAUCAGUGAUACAGGGGACAUGCAUCAAUUGCAGAGGUUAUACGACUGGAUGAAUGCGGAAUUCAGGGCGAUAACUUCGUCGAGAAGGAGGCAACGUCAGACAACGUAUUUCCGUGCUUUGUCAUAUUGGCUGGAGGAAUGCCGUGCGAAUGACAGUACCAUUUGCACGUAUAACGAUCACGAGGCACUCUGGUGUCACCGUAGAUUCCUAGCGUAUCUUCUCUUGCGUUUCAUGGCGUCGAAUCAUUCUUAUCACGAGGAUGAGACUUAUGCCGACGGCCGAUCUGCCGACGAAUCGGCCGAGAGGAAGAAUGUUCAAAAAUCAUUGACGAACGAUGUGACCGUGUGCCAUGAUUUUCUCGUGCAAGCGUUUCGCGCGCGCACCAACAAGAUCGCUGAUCUCGCCAUCAAACGAGAUCAACACGAGAAGAUGCUGGUCGAGAGGUUCUUUAAAUUUCUCCAAAGUAUUGGGUUUGAGAUUAGAUCGUGAUCUUGUUGAGCCAAGGUUCUAUUUUUGCACGGCGGAUAUACGCAACGUAUGCGCAAUAAUCGACAUGCAUCGAUAUGCCACUGUAAAAAAAAAAAAAAAUCACGCAAUAACUCUCUUAUUCUGUAUU